This is a messenger RNA of Odobenus rosmarus divergens (Pacific walrus), 462 nucleotides long. It is a transcript of the gene FABP2, whose product is annotated as fatty acid binding protein 2, intestinal. Gene Ontology annotation, biological process: fatty acid transport. Gene Ontology annotation, molecular function: fatty acid binding. The record is from RefSeq and is a predicted model, not a curated record. Lineage: Eukaryota; Metazoa; Chordata; Mammalia; Carnivora; Odobenidae. Bases 40 to 438 code for a protein of 132 amino acids. The transcript has 4 exons. Gene Ontology annotation, cellular component: nucleus; cytosol.
GAAUCUCUGAUUGCUUAGAGGCUGACUCAACUGGAGAUCAUGGCUUUUGAUGGUACUUGGAAGAUAGACCGGAAUGAGAACUAUGACAAGUUCAUGGAAAAAAUGGGUGUUAAUAUGGUGAAAAGGAAGCUUGCAGCUCAUGACAAUUUGAAACUGACAAUUACACAAGAAGGAAAUAAAUUCACCGUCAAAGAAUCAAGCACUUUUCGUACCAUUGAAAUUGUUUUUGAGCUUGGUGUCACUUUUAAUUACAGCCUAGCAGAUGGAACUGAACUCAGUGGUACUUGGAACCUAGAAGGAAAUAAACUUGUUGGAAAAUUCAGACGGGUAGACAAUGGAAAUGAACUGAAUGCUAUCCGAGAAAUUAUAGGUGGUGAAUUGGUUCAGACUUACAUAUAUGAAGGAGUAGAAGCCCAGAGGAUCUUCAAAAAGGAAUGAACUUUGUUCUUGGAGCACAGCCCA